GGUUUUCCUGGGAAGAUUCAUUUCUGGUGAAUACCUCUAAACGUUUACAACCCAGCGGUACCCUAUCGCAGUAAAUUUAUUUUCUAUAUUUUUUUUAAUUAAAAGUUUUCAUUGAAAUAAUCAAAAAUGUUGGAUUACAUAUCCAUGGCCUUUGUGGUCGCUGUAAAAGUGUUUAAGAAAACUACUCCAAAUGGAAAAGUAACUGUUUACCUUGGCAAGCGAGACUUCAUUGAUCACAUGGAUUAUUGCGAUCCAGUUGAUGGAGUGGUGGUCGUUGAUACUGAAUAUCUGAAAGGAAGAAAAGUUUAUAGUCAGCUUGUGACUACAUACCGCUAUGGUAGAGAAGAGGAUGAGGUGAUGGGAGUGAAAUUUUCUAAGGAAAUGGUGAUUGGACAAGACCAAGUUGUUCCUAUGAUCAAUUCUAAAAUGGAGUUAACACCGGUUCAGGAAAAACUACUAAAAAAACUUGGUCCAAAUGCUUAUCCCUUUACAUUUAUUUUCCCUGAGAUGGCACCAAGCUCGGUGACUUUACAACCAGCUGAAGAAGACCAGGGUAAACCAAUGGGUGUAGAAUAUUGUGUGAGAACUUAUGUUGCGGAAAAUGAAGAUCAAAAAAGUCAUAAGAGAAGUUCUGUUACUUUAGCUAUCAAAAAGUUACAACAUGCACCUGCUUCCCGUGGUCGCCGUCUUCCUAGCUCGCUCGUAAGCAAAGGCUUUACAUUCAGCAACGGUAAAAUUAAUCUCGAAGUGACUCUGGAUAGAGAGAUAUACUAUCAUGGCGAAAAGAUUGCUGCUAAUGUCAUCGUUUCAAACAACUCGCGAAAAUCCGUUCGUAAUAUACGAUGCAUGGUGAUUCAACAUGUUGAAAUUACUAUGAUCAAUUCACAAUUCAGCCGUCAUGUGGCAUCCUUAGAAAGCCGUGAAGGUUGCCCAAUUACACCUGGAGCCAGCUUAUCAAAAACAUUCUAUUUGAUUCCUUUGGCGCGCACCAAUAAAGACAUUCGUGGUGUGGCUUUGGAUGGUCACUUAAAGGAAGAUGAUGUCAAUUUAGCAAGCUCCACACUAGUGUCUGAAGGCAAAUGCCCAGCUGACGCCAUUGGUAUUGUGGUGUCUUAUUCGAUUCGUGUCAAAUUGAACUGUGGAACUCUUGGAGGAGAGCUCGUUACGGACGUACCGUUUAAAUUACUCCAUCCUACCGAAGGCACUAUUGAACGCCAACGUUUCAAUGCAAUGAAGAAAAUGCAGUCUAUUGAGCGCCAUCGUUAUGAAAAUUCUCUAUAUGUUAACGAGGAAGAAGACAAUAUUGUGUUUGAAGAUUUUGCUCGACUUAGAAUGAACGAACCACAAUAAAAAGUAUGAAAAAGAAAACCAAAAAUAAAGAAAAACGAAAAAUUAAAAAAAAAAUUGCAAAACACUUAAAACAGAAAAAAAAAUCAUACACCUACUAUUGAACGAAAAAUAUAACUAUAUACCAAAUAUACCAAAAGUAUUCUAAACCUUGCCAAAUAUUAAACUAGGUAUUUAAAAAUUAUAUUAACACUUUCACACAUGUCUCAUGUUUUACCUACUUAAUUUGUUACAGUUACCAACUAUUAGUACAUUUUAUUUUUUAAUAUUAAAUAAAUAUUUAAGACAUACCCACUACUCAUAAGAAGAAUGUUAUCAACCAAGAACACUAUGUAACGUAAUAGAAUACCUAAAAUUCAUCACCACCAUGUUUAUAUCUAUAUUUUUAACAAAAACUCACCGUAUUGUAAACCACUUUAAAAUAAAAGUAUCACCAGACUAUA
Messenger RNA from Galleria mellonella (greater wax moth), 1790 nucleotides. RefSeq names its product arrestin homolog (gene Arr2). The coding region runs from base 127 to 1350 and encodes 407 amino acids. The transcript is spliced from 6 exons. NCBI's taxonomy places the organism in Eukaryota, Metazoa, Arthropoda, Insecta, Lepidoptera, Pyralidae. The record is from RefSeq and is a predicted model, not a curated record. Gene Ontology annotation, cellular component: cytoplasm. Gene Ontology annotation, molecular function: G protein-coupled receptor binding. Gene Ontology annotation, biological process: signal transduction; G protein-coupled receptor internalization.